UGAGGCACCCGUAGACAGGCGGUGGAGCGGGCCCUUCAUAACGUUCUUCUUCGUUACCAAGACGACGAGUGAAAACAAAAGAGGAGAUCGCGUCACGGGCGGAGGAAAACAGCGGUGAACAUAAGACGGCGCGGGUGACAAUGUCAUAAGUUGUAAAGAAAAGAGUUGGCUUGUCUGAAAACAGGUCUAUAUUACCCAGCACAAUGGAUGAAAUUGCGGUGAAGGUGGCGGUACGGAUCCGUCCUCUGUUAUCCAAGGAGAUUCUUCAUAAUCAUCAAGUAUGUGUGAGGCCUGUCCCGAACACUCAACAGAUCAUUAUUGGGAAGGACAGAGUCUUCACUUUUGACGAUGUCUUCGGGAAAAGCUCCACCCAAAAUGACGUCUACAGUUCCUGCAUUAAGCCACUUCUGGUGUCUUUAAUUGAAGGGUACAAUGCCACUGUUUUCGCCUAUGGACAGACUGGAUCUGGGAAGACGUAUACAAUUGGCGGAGGCCAUGUUGCUUCUGUUGCUGAUGAAGAAAAGGGUAUAAUACCGCGGGCCAUACAGGAACUUUUCCAGGCAAUCUCUGAAAAUCACAACAUUGACUUCACUGUCAAAGUAUCCUACAUAGAAGUGUACAAGGAAGAUCUGAGGGACCUCCUGGAACUGGAAACCAAUGUAAAAGAUAUACACAUCCGGGAAGAUGAAAAGGGAAACACAGUUAUUAUUGGUGCCAAGGAAUGCCAAGUUGAAAGUGCAGAUGAGGUCAUGAGUCUUUUAGAAGCUGGAAGUGCAGUCCGCCACACUAGCACAACUCAAAUGAAUGAACGCUCCAGUCGCUCCCAUGCGAUGUUUACCAUAAGUAUAUGCCAACAAAGGGAUGCCAAUGUCAUCACUACAGAAAAUGGAUCCAAUAAGUCAGUCCAGAUGAUCUCCUCAAAAUUUCACUUUGUAGACUUAGCAGGUUCAGAAAGAGUGACCAAAACUGGGAACACUGGAGAGAGAUUUAAAGAGUCCAUUCAGAUUAACAGUGGUUUGCUUGCUCUGGGCAAUGUAAUAAGUGCACUUGCUGAUCCUAAAAGAAAAAAUGCACAUGUUCCAUACAGAGAUGCUAAGAUCACCCGUAUUCUUAAAGAUUCCUUAGGUGGAAAUGCCAAAACAGUCAUGAUCACAUGCAUUAGUCCUUCUACUUCUGACUUUGAUGAGUCUUUAAACUCUCUUAAGUAUUCCAACCGAGCCAGGAAUAUCAAAAACAAGCCAAUUGUAAAUUAUAACCCUGACUGGGAUAGAAUGGAUGAAAUGGAGCUGGAAAUAAAAGCGCUCAGAGAAGCUUUGCAAAACCAGCAGAGCAGUAGGGUAAGUCGAGUCAGCCAGGUGUCUCAAGAGUGGAACCAAGAAAAGAACAAAAUUCGGGCUCUAGAAGAGCAGCUUGCACAGUAUCAGCUGGAAUGCUUUAACCAGCGACAUUGUACAGAAGAAGCUUUGGAGCUGCUAUAUCAACUUAAGGAUAUAUCUGGCCUUUCAAAACCCCAAAAGAAUAGACUUCAGAGUUGGUUAGCUAUGGCAGAGGAAUUAAAAAGCGAUAUGACGGCUAUGACUGGAACUGAUAGUGCAGUUACUGGUGGCAGAGAGGAGCCACAUCACAUCACCAUACUACAGCUCAAAAGGGAACUGAAGAAAUGCCAGGAUGCUCUAGCAGCAGACGAAGAGGUAUUUUCUAGAAAGGAGAUUGAACUGAAGGAGUUAAAAGAGAAUAUUCAGUCUUUAUUACAAGAAAACCAAUGUUACCAGAAGUCUUUAGAAGAGACUGAACGCAGCAAGAAUCUACAGACAGAAAAACUUGUGGAACAACAAAUGCUUAUUGAUGAGCUGAAAUACAAGGUCGAAGACUUACAAAAGCAGUUGCAGCAAGGUGAAGUAAAGGAGCAGGAAUUAAUAUCUAAGAGACCUCACAGCGUUCCAUUGAGUCACCAACUGCAGAUGUCGUCUUUAAGCUUGAGACAGUCCAGUGACCAGUCAGAACCAAGGAAGGUACGCACCAGUCCUCCUUCAUAUUCCUUGGAACGUGUGGUAGCAGGAUUUCGAACACGUAGCCAGAUGCUUUUAAACUUAAUAGAAGAACAAGAUGAAGUUUCACAUGAAAAGUUUUCAGACCACAGUGAUGAAGAAUUAGAGAAGCAAGAUAAAAAGACUAAGAAUAAUCCUCCUAAGUCUUCAUUUAGGCGUUCUAUCAAUCGGACAUGGACGCAUAGGCAGCCACCAAAAGCUGGAGCAUUGAAUUAUGGUACAAAGCAAUUAUCCACCAACAUAGAGGAUAUAUCAGAAACUGCCAUUGAAUCAGUUCAACAAAGCCAAAAUCUUAACCUGAAAAAACUGAAAAACACAGAACUUCGGCUCGCUGAGGCAAGACAAAAGUUGAGGGAGCUGACCAUUAAUAUCAAAAUGAAAGAAGAACUUAUUAAUGAACUAGCAAAGACUAGCAAUGACGCUCAGUCUGUGAACAAGCAGUAUUUUCAAAAGAUCGCAGCAUUGGAACAGGAAGCAGAACAGGCAAAAACUGAACUAGCUGAAGCCCAGAAACAGUUACAAGAGCUGGAAAGCAAAGAGCUGCGGGACCAGGCACAAAAAGCCAAAUUACAGAAGGAUUUCCGUAGGAAAAUGGAGGCUGCAAAAUCCAAGAUGCAGGUGAUACAAAGAAAGCAGCAGGAUACAAAAAAGUUUGCAAACUUAUCUGCUCAGAAUGAGAAGUGUGCAUCUGAUGUUGAACAAAAUAUAGAAAAUAUGCGACAACAACAGGCGCAGCUUCAGAAAAAGCUAAAAGAGGAAAGUGAUAGAAAGAAGAAACUGGAAUUAGCUGUGCAAAAGGACCAGAAACAAAUAAAAGAGCUCCAACUGAAGAAUGAGCAACAACAGAAGAUGCUGAGGCAAAAAAGUGAAGAAAUUGCCACCAUUAGACGUCAGAGGAGUACUUCAAGUAUUCCAGACCAGCUUCAGCUAAAAUUAGAAGAACAGAAGAAGUGGCUUGAUGAGGAGGUGGAGAAGGUCUUAAAGGAGCGGCAAGCAUUGAGCGAGCUGGAAGAGGAUUUAAAGAAAAGAGAAGAGAGCAUUGUUAAGAUGGAAGCCAUGCUAAAAGAUAAGAGCCAUCUGGAAAUGAAAAAAUUGCGCUCAAGUCAGACUUUAAACAGUGACAUGCUGAAAUUGUCAUCUCGCCUAAAUGCAUUAGAGAAUGAGCUUACAGACAAAAGUAAGAAACUGCACAGCGGUAACAGUGAGGAACAGAAGAAAGUAUCUGGGGAGGUUAAAGUUCUGCAGAAGGAGCGAGACCAUCUUUUACAGAGAAGAGACAGUCUAGAUGAAAAGCUUAAAAAUGGCACAGUGUUGUCACCAGAGGAAGAGCACAUCUUGUUCCAGCUUGAGGAGGGAAUAGAAGCUUUGGAGGCCGCUAUUGAGUACAAGAAUGAGUGCAUUCAGAGUCGACAACAGGCCUUAAAGGACUCCUCUCAGAUUCUCACAAAAAGUGAAGCCAAUGUCAUUGAGAAGUUCAGCUCACUUUCUGCUUCUGAGACCAGAUCUAUUCUCAUCAAGUACUUUAACAAGGUUGUGAACCUACGAGAGACAGAACGGAAAUUACAGAUACAAGCACAAGAAUUGGCCAUGAAGGUGGCAGAGCAAGAGAAUGUAGUAAGAGAGCUAGAAUCUGCUUUAGACAAUCUUGCCUUGCAGACGGACAGACGGUUAACACAGCAACAAAAGGAGCAUGAACAAAGGAUGCAGCUUCUGUUACAGCAGUUUAAAGAUCAUGACAGAGGAGCUUCUGCAGGAAAUAUUAAGACCAGUGAAACAAAAAUAGAUGACCUUGAAAAGGAGCUUUAUUUCUACAAAACAACUAGCCGAGAGUUAAGAAAGAAGCUAAGGGAUCUGGUUGGGGAAGCAAAUAUGACAUUUCCUAAUAGUGGCUCUGGAGAUGCUCCACAGAACCAGGAUGAAUUCGGACCAGUUACAUCUAAAGAGCAGAAAUGGGCAUCAAAAAUAGAAAAUGGCAAACCCAACAGAAAGUCAAAAGACACCCCAAACUCCAGAUUCCAGCAGAACACUCAUAGAAUUGUUGGGGAUAGUUUAGGAGCUGAAGGUCAGGUGUCUGAACCCAGCAGACAAAUCAGAAGGCACUUUUCUAGUGGAGACAACACAGAAGAUACUGAAGAAUCUUUAAGACCUCAAAGCGAAUCAGUGUCCCAGAUAACAAAGUCAGAAGCUAGUAACGGACCACUUGUGGUCAAUCCUGUGAAACUAUCCCGCCGAGAGGUGCGGCAGAUCUCUGUGCCAGGGCUUUCAACACGACGUUCUAGUGUUGGAUCCAUCCUUGCUGACUCCAUUGAAGUAGCACGGAAAUCAUCAGACUACAAAUUUUAAAAAAGAAAGUGUUUGGCGUAUUUCUAUAAAGUAGCACUUAUUAGACUGUGAACAUGUACAAACUCAGAACCGAUUUACAACACACCAGCACUCUAGAUAAGACUACCUGCACCCCUGUAUAUUAUAAAUUAUACUGUGACAAAUCA
This is a messenger RNA of Hyla sarda, 4537 nucleotides long. RefSeq names its product kinesin family member 27 (gene KIF27). NCBI's taxonomy places the organism in Eukaryota, Metazoa, Chordata, Amphibia, Anura, Hylidae. Gene Ontology annotation, molecular function: microtubule motor activity; microtubule binding; ATP binding. The record is from RefSeq and is a predicted model, not a curated record. The transcript is spliced from 18 exons. Gene Ontology annotation, biological process: mitotic spindle organization; microtubule-based movement. The coding region runs from base 204 to 4391 and encodes 1395 amino acids.